Molecule: messenger RNA, 20380 nt
Organism: Drosophila navojoa
Lineage: Eukaryota; Metazoa; Arthropoda; Insecta; Diptera; Drosophilidae
Gene: sls
Product: sallimus
Molecular function (GO): protein binding; protein kinase activity
Source: RefSeq, a predicted model, not a curated record
AUGGAAGUUACUAAAGUUCAAACAGUAGAGGAAUACGAAAAGCCAACCCAGACGAGAGUAACGGUUGAGAACUUCCAAGCGCCUUUCCCGGACCUUCCAGAAGAAACAUUCACUGAAGUUGUCGUUUUGCCUGAAGAAACCGUGGAGUCUGAAAUUCUGGGCAAAGAUGGGGUGCAAAAAGUUCUUAAAUCUAAAAAGCGUGUGAUAAAGAAGCCAAAAGAUAAUUUUAAGGAGGAAGUAACAGAAAUUGAUAUUUCUGAACAAGAAUCAGGCGAGCCUGUUUUUACAAUAACUGUCAAUGAACUUCCUUAUACUGAGCCUGUUAAGACUGACGUUAAUACUGUCGAAGAAGAAAAUACACAGCCAAUAACAAGUGUGCAUGUUGAAGUUGUUCCAGCUGAUGAAACUUCUACAGUGCCAAUUCCUAUUGAGGAACUUCCAGAAGAGAUUGUUUUUACUGAAGAAAUUACCGGCAAUAAGAAGCCUAGGAAAAAGACAACAAAAACACGAACAUUUAAAAAACAAGGUCCUGAGGAUGAAGAAUAUUAUCAAAUACAAACAGUUGAAGAAGAAGGCAAAGAGCCGUAUUCACUUAUACGCGUUGUUAGUGAUGAAAAUAUUGCUGAUAUUAUUGAUAUAAGUAAACUAGAUGAUGAACAACUUCCCAAACACAAAAAACAAAAGCCACACAAACCUAAGGCGGAGAAACAGCAACCCGAACACAUUGAAACGGAACACCCAACUUACAUAACAACAUUUAAGACUGUACAAAACGAAGAUGGAGAAACCACAAUUCAAACAGAAAGUAAGAGAAUUUCUCAAGAGGAAGGCAUCGUUGUUGAGGAAGUACUCAGUGACACAGAACCCAUAUUGGAAGACACCACACAACCAAUCAUUGAAAUUGUUGAAGUCAACGAGCCUACAGACCAAUACAACAAAGAGUACACUAUCACAGAACUCGAAGAUGCAAGUGCAGAUAACACCGAACAAACACCGACCAGACUUAAGAAACCAAAACAGAAAAAGACACAAUUAGAACAAUACGAACAGAUUGACGAGACAGGGGAAGAUGAGGGAGGUUUUGGGGAGCCUGUUGACGAAAUUAAGUCGAAGCGUAAGCCAAAGGCUGAAAAAUUAGAGGAAGUUGAGGUUGAAAAAACUGCUAAUGAAGAACAGGGUACGGAACCAACUAAGAAAAAAGAUAAGCCAAAGAAGAAAAAGGUCGUCAAAUCAAAACGCGAUGAGAUGGAUGAUUAUAUACAGUUCUUAAUCCAUCAAGAAAUACCAAAAACCGUCUUGCAACCGUAUGUACGUACAGAAAUGGAACAUCCACAAAGAGCUCGCAGAGAUUCGUCUAUUAAGCCUAUGAAAUUAACUGCAAUGAAAAUUGAGAAAAUAGAAGUUAAGAAACCUAAAAUGGUUGAAAUAAGUUCUGUGGUCGAGUUUCCUCAAAUGCUCAAGCUCAAAACUCCGAAACAACGUCCGCAAGAAGAAAAGAAAAAGAAAUUAAACGAAGCAUCCUUUAAGAAUAAGAAACUUAAGAGCUGGAUAAGAUUCAUACCUUAUUCACCAUACUGCUUCCCGUAUAUAGUUACUGAAAUAGAAACUAUUCAAGAUAAUGGUGAACUGUCACGGAAUAUAGAGGAAGCGGAUGAAGUAUUGAAGAAGCGGCCAAAGAAAUUCAAGCAUACUAAGCCUGUAAAAGCAGAACUGGAAGAAUUAGAUACUGAAACAUUUGAUGAUAAGAAGGAGCCAUUAGAUGAACCAGCAGAUAAAUCAAAAUACCAACGCGGUAAAAAGGACGCAAAGGAAAAGGAUGAAAAGCCGAAGAAAUUGAAAAUCGGAAAAGGUAAAAUUCCAGAAACCGUCGAAUCAACUGAAACCGUCGAAUUGAAACCAGUGAUAUUUGAUGAGGGUAUUGGAGAAACAACUGAAAAACCAAAGGAAAAGCCCAAACAAAAGAAGCCAAGCAAAAUGACUAAGCCGUUCAUAGAGUCUGAUGAUAACAUCAGAUUCAACCCAAGUGAUGAGGACACUGAAGAGAAGGAAAACCAACCUACUUUCAAAUUCGAAGUAAUUGAAUUAGAGCCUGAAGAAGUGGAAGAUGAGACAAGUGAAAAUGUUGUACAACCCGUAAAAGAACCUAAGAGAAAACGUAAGCUAAAGCUUAAAACUGAACUAGAAGAAAAUAUCAUUGAGAUUGUUGAAGUUCCUUCAAGUGAUAACAAUGAUAAGCAGUAUGAAGUGACUGUGACUAGUUCUGAACUUAAAGAAGAGCAGCCAAACAAAACGAAAAUACUUAAGAAGAAAAUAAAACGUAUGAACAAAGAAGAAUUGGAUGAGUUUGUAGCAGAUCUUAAAGAAGAGCCUGAUCAAACAUUCUAUGAAACUGCAAUAACUGAUUUCUAUGAAGUAAAGCUAACUGAGCUCGAAGCUGAAGAGACCUCUGAUGAGAUUCUACCUAAAAAGACCCCAAGACGUAAAAUUUUGCAUAAACAUGGAGACAAAGAAGAGCUUCUUGAAAUUGUAGAAACUCUUAAAUCAUCGGACGAGGAGCCAUUAUACGAGGUUACAAUUACAUCUCUUGAAUCAGAAAAGCAAACUGAUACUGAAAAUAUAGUUGAGAGACCCAAACAACGGACAAGGAAAAUGAAAAAGGAUGAUCUAGAUGCAUAUAUACAGCAGCUGAUAAAUGCAGAGAUUCCAACAACUGAGCUAGAAAAAUAUGAAAAAAUUGAUAUUGAUGCAAAACCAAAGAAGCCAAAGAAACAUAAAUCGAAACAACAAAAGGCCCCUAUCGAUGAAGGAGAGGCUUUUGAAGUGGGAAUUACACAGGAAGAGCCGGCUAAGAAGUUGAAGGUCAAGAAACCGAAGCCUGAGCCUAAAGUCGAAGAAGAAAUAAUAACUGAGCCAGAAACUGUUAUUGAACACGAUGAAUUCACAAUCAGCACGAUUGAUACACAGCCCGUUGCCCAACAAAUUGUUGAAGAGACAACUGACACUAUUACACUCGAUGUGGACGACAUUAUAACAGACAUUGGUGAGACUCUCCCGAUUAUUGUUUUGGAGGAACAAACUGAGACUACUCCUGAGUCUACUGAAGAAGCUAACAAGCCGGAAGCCAAAAUAGUUAAGCGACGCAAGGUGAAAACUAGGAAGGGCUCCAAGCAGUACGAAAUAGAAAUUGUGGAAACCCAAGAGCCUGAUGAUCAUGAAGAAGCAAAGGUUACAGUUAUAACUACUGAGAUCGUGGAAGAAUGUACUGAUGUACCUAAUGAAGACAAACCGGAAAAACCAAAGAAGAUUAUCAAAAAGGUGAAAAAAGAUAAGCUCAAGGAAUAUAUUGUCAAGGUUGUAGAUGAAGUAUCAACAGAAACUCUUGACCACAUUUCUGAAGAGGUAUCCACAGUGGAAGAAAUAAAGCCUAUAGAAGAUGAUGAUAUCAUAUCUUUCAAAACUACUGUUGUUGACGAUAUUAGCGAAGAUGAAUUUAAAUCUGAAAACGAACUGGUUGAUAGACCAACACCGAAGUCACUGGAAAAAAAGAAGAAAUCACCUAAGCCAAAGAAAGUUACAAUCAUUGAAGAACAGCCAGUGCAGAUCGAAGACAUCGCAGAGCAAGAGAAGACUCCUGUUGAUGAGGAUGAGCAAAUACCGCAGAUACAAUCCUUCGAUAAUCAUUCAGUUGAAAUAACAGAAAGUGCGCCGAAGCCGAAGAAAAAAAUACCCAAGAAGAAGUCUGAGAUAACAACGCCUGCUCCGAUCUCCGAACACACAGUUCGUAUUGAGGAAUUCGCUCCUGAAACUAUAACUGAAGAAGUAAUUAAUGAGCAAGGAGAGGAGGUAGAGCGCACUACAACUAAGCGAAGACUUAAGAAGAAGGAGGGUCCAAAGGAAUAUCUAAUCGAAGUUGUUGAAACUUACGAAGAAAACAAUCCCGAAGCAGAACUCGUUAUUCAGACUACUGAAAUAUUACCUGAAUCAGAAACUGAAACCCCUAAAGAUCACAAAGUUAAGGUUGUAAAGAAAAAGAAGCCCAAAACUGAAAAUUUAGAUAAUUACAUUCAGAAGCUAAUAGAGGAAGAAAUUCCAAAAACAGAGCUUGAAGUCUAUGAAACAGCACAAUUAGAGUCAUCUCCGGAGACUAAAGAACCGAAGAAGAUAAAGAAACACCAUAAGAAAAUUACCGAAAUAAUUGAUGGGGUGCCACAUACAAUUCAUGAAUUUACCAUUCAAGAGUUCGAACCAGAAGAAACGAAGCCAAUUCCAGAAUCCGUUAUUGAAUUGGUAGAGGAGGAUAUUUCAGAGUCACAGCCCGAAGAUUUGGAGGUUAAACCAACUGAAGAACAGUCAAAGCGUAAGCCGAAGAAGGAAAAGAAGUCGAAGGUGUCAGUGGUCGACCAAGAACCAGUUAGCAUUGAAGAUAUAGCGGAAACUGUUGAAAUUACAAAGCUUGUUGAAGAUGGAGGUGCUACUAAAGAAGUUCAAGUGAAGAAGCGUAAGAUCAUUCGCAAACAAGGUCCAAAGCAACACGUUUUUGAAAUAACCGAGACAUCUACUAAUGAAGAGCCCUUGGCUGAAGUCACCAUCGUUGAUAUUACUGAAGAUGAAAAGCCAAGCCAAUCAGUUAAGGGUCCAUCAAAGCCUAAGCCAAUCAAAUUGCCAACGAAAUUAAGGCGCGACGACGUUGAAAGUUAUGUAAUAAAUGUCGUGGAAGAGUUUGUUGAACCGAUAGAACAUUUUGAGGAUAUAGGCCAAGUCGAGGAAAUUCCUGAAGGAGACUAUAAGAAAGUUACUCAAGUUGAAGAAAUUCCAGAAGAUUUUGUUGAAGAGAUUACUGAAGAUAAAACUCCUAAAAUAAAAACAAAGACAACAAAGCCUAAAAAACCCAAAAAGCCGGAAGAUCACACUAUUCGCAUUGAAGAGCUUGCUCCUGAAACUACAAUUGAAGACAUUGUAAAUGAGGAAGGAGAAGAAGUUAAGCAGGUUAAAACUACAAAGAGACUCAAGAAGAAAGAAGGACCCAAAGAGUAUUUGAUUGAGAUAACCGAAACCUAUCAAGAAAACAAGCCAGACGCCGAUAUUGAAGUAACAACUACUGAGAUACCGGUAGAAGAGGAAGCUCAGAUAAAUGAAGAACAGCCAGCUAAGGUAGUUAAGAAGUUGAAACAGAAGAAGGCCGUAAAGGAUGACUUAGAUAAAUACAUUCAAGAACUUAUCGAACAGGAAAUCACCAAGACGGAUUUAGAGCAAUAUGAGCCCACGGAAAUGGAAACAAAACCCAAGCCACAGAAAAAAGUAAAAGCCCAUCAUAAAAAGAAGGUGGAAAUAAUUGAUGGUCUACCCGUUACUGUUCAUGAAUACGAUGUUUCGGAAAUAGAGCCCGGGGUUACAGAAGAAGAUAUGGAGUCUGUUAUAUUAGAAAAGCCUGAAGAGUUGCCUUUGGAGUAUGAUGAGGCAAACAAAUACUUAGUAAGUGUACUAGACGAAAUCGUAGAACCAAUGCAGACCGUUGAAGACAUAACAGACGAACCGACAACAAAAGUGAAGAAAGAAAAACCACAGAAAAAGAAAAAGGUUGAGAAAGCUCCAAUCGUCUUAGAUGAAAUAGCUGAAACGACUGAAGUUAUACAACAGCCUUCAGAAGAUGGUGUAGUGAAAGAAGUUACUGUGAAGAAGCGUAAGGUCACUCAUAGAAAGGGCUCCAAGCAAAGCGUAUUUGAGAUAACAGAAACCACUAGCGAUGAUCAACCAAUGGCAGAAGUGACAGUUGCUGAGUUAACGGAAAUUGAGCCAUCUGUCACUGAAGAAACGCCAAUUGUUGAACAGAAAGUAAUAAAGAAAACUAAAAAGCUAAAGAAGGAGGACAUACAAGAGUAUGUUAUCAACGUAAUUGACGAUUUUGUUCAACAAAUACCUGUCGAAACCAUUGAAGAAGACGUCAAGGAGAUCAUCGAAGAGAAAAAGAAGAAGACUAAAAAAUCUCCAAAGGAAUAUAAAUAUAGCGAAGAAGAAAAUUUACCUGAAACGGCUGAAAGACCUGAAGGCGAUAUGCUUGAUCAGUCUGAUGAUGUCAAACGUGAAUCACCAGAAGAAUUAACUGAUUAUACUGUAGACGUUACUGAGUCGGUUCUCCCUGAAGAAAAGAAACCUAAAAAGUCAAAGAAACAGGUUAAGUCAACGCCUGUUGAAGAAAUUGGCGAUGAUAAACAUCCAAACUAUCUUGUAAAAAUGUCUUCAGUCGACGAAGCACAGGUGACUGAACUGCCAGAUUCUGAAAUUGUUAUUUUGGAGUCAGAGGAUGUACAGAUAACAGAGGAACCCGUUUUCCAAGUAGAAGAAAUUGAAACAAAUCCAGAAAUAGUCGAAGAAACAGACGAGCUUGGCGAAACAAGUAAGAAGGUUGUUAACAAACGAAAGAUCAGAAAACAAGUUGGUCCCAAAGAAGAGAUAAUAGAAAUUGUCGAGACUGAAAAGGAUGGUAUACCUGUAUAUGAAGUCUCAGUAACUCUUGAAGAGGCCGAAAAAGAAAUUGAAGAAACUCUUCCAGAAGAAAAGCCGAAAAAGGUCAAGAAGACUAAAAAAGUUCCCAAGGAUGAUUUACACGAUUAUAUACAAAAGCUUAUAGAACAGGAUAUUCCAAAAUCUGAGUUGGAGAAAUACGAAAAAAUAGAUUUCGAUGAACCUGUUAAAAUGAAAAAGAAGAAGCCUGUGAAGAAGGUUACAAUCACAGAAGAAGAAGUUCCAGAUAUCUCUGAAAAAUUAAUUACUGCAGGUCCGGAAGAUAUAAUACAACCAUUAGAAAGUCCACUAGACGAAUCUCUGGCGAUAGUUACGGUUAAAGAAUUUGCUGCGCCAACACCAAAAGAAAAAUCUUUCGAAAUUACAGUUCUUGAAGAAUUUGUUGAAAAUAAGCCGAUUCCAGAUGAAGAAGGAGAGAUUAAAGUAAAGGAAGUAAAAACAAAGAAAAUAAAACACAAAAAGGGCCCAGAAGAGAUAGUUCAUGAUAUCACAGUUGUAGAGGAUAAGGAUACUGGUGAAUCUGAAAUUACUAUUGUAACUUCUACUCCCAACGAAACUGAAGAUCAGCACGAAGUAACCGUGAAGCAAAAACGUACAAAGAAAGUGAAAAAGAAUGAUGUUGAUGAUUUCAUCAGAACAGUUAUUGAAGAAGAUAUACCAAAAGAAGAGCCAACAGAUGUUGUUGAUGUUACUGAGGAAUUAAUUCCUGAGCAAGUUCCUGAAAAACCAAAGAAGGUUAAGAAGAAGGAAAAAAUACCAUUAAUUGAGGAAAAGCCAACGCCCGCAGAUACAAUAGACAUUGCUGAUAGUCUUCCGGAGGAAACGCCUAUUGAGGAGUUUACGAUGGAUGUAGAAGAAACAACUCCAAUCAUCGGGUCGGAUAAGGAACAUGAAAUAUCUGAAGAGGUAAUAGAGCCACGGAAGAAAAAGAAGCCUUCUAAGCAAAAGGUUAAAGUUUCUGAAGAGCAGCCUCAGGAAGACACUGUCGUUGAAGCUUUGGAGGUUAAAGAAAAGGAGACAGAUAUUGAAGUGCUAGAUGUAAAGGAGUAUAGUGUUACUCUCUCAGAAGAAGAACCUAAACCUGAGGAGAAAACAGAAAAGAAGCCAAAGAAGAUUAAAGAAAAACCAGAUCAACCAGACGAAUCAGCCUACGAAAUCUCUGUAAAAGAAAGCUACAUUCAACCGGAAGAUCUUCCAUCAGUUGUAGAAAUAAUUGAAAGUGAAACGAAAGCUGAAGAAACCACAGAUGCUGCAGGUGAGGUCCAUAAGGUCGUUACAACAAAGCGGAAAAUUAAACGUCCAAAGGGUGAAAAUGACGAAAUUGUUGAAAUUAUUGAGGUAGUUACUGAUGACCAGCCUGAUGCAGAGAUUACCAUUGUGGAGUAUGAGCCAGUACAACAAACAGACGAAGAAAAGCCCAAGGCGCCGAAAAAGAAAACUAAGAAAGUAAAAAAGGAUGAUAUACAUGACUAUAUACAGAAGCUCAUAGACAUGGAAACUCCUAAAACUGAACUAGAAAAGUACGAGAAAAUUGAGUUCGAGCCAUCACCCAAAGAAAAACUCACCGAAACUACAGAUAUUGACGUGGUAGAGGAAUCACCGGCCGAAAAGCCAAAGAAGGAUAAAAAGUCUAAGCCGAAAGAGUCAAUAAAGGAAGAAGAAUCUUUCCCAAAACCAUUAGCCGAAGUUAAAGUUAUCGAAGAGGAUGUGGUGGAUGAGCCUAAGGUGGUUGAAGUAGUAGAAAUUCAACCAGAGGAAGUACAAUACACUGAAACAAUCACUGAAGAGGGUCUUCCAGUCCAAGAGAAAACUACUAAGCGAGUAUUAAAGAAAAAGGGUCCUAAGGAAGACACCACCUUUAAAAUAACAACAGUCGAGAGCGAAAAUACUGAUACCGUAACUGUAAUCGUCGACGAAGAACCCGAAAUCACGCCAGAGUCUAUUGAAACGAAACCAGAUGAGAUAUUAGAAGAGAAGCCAAAGCCCAAACCUAAGCCAAAGAAGAUUGUAAAGAAAGUAAAGAAAGAUGACUUAGAUGAUUAUGUUAAGAAACUGAUAGAGGAAGAAAUACCAAAGACUGAAAAAGAGGUUUAUGAAAAAGUUGAAAUGCCCGAAAAGUCGAAAGACAAAUCCCCUAGAGAAAUCUCUUCAGAAGAGAUUAAGUUUAGCGAGCCUGAAACACCAUUAGCAGUUGUUGAUUCAACCAAACCUAAAAAGACCAAGACAACCAAACCAAAAUUAGUUGAUGUAGUCGAACAGAGACAAGACGAACCAACAGAAGAGACAAUUCCUGAGACAUUACAAAUUACUGAAGACACAACUACUCAAAUCGCACACCCCGAGGACACAGCCACUGCACAAAUUACACCAAGCGCACAAGAUGAAAUACCUACUCAAGAUGACACUAAAGAUACAGUUCAAAAAACAGUUAAGCAUAAGAAAGCUAAGCCAGACACAGUAAAAAGCGUUGAAACAAGUGAAGCACCCGAGGCUUAUAAGGAUUAUCACAUAAGCAUAAUUGAUGAAGAGCCUGAAGAAAAAGAAGAGCAACCCGAGAAAAUUUUGGAAGUUAGAGUGAUCGAUGAAGUUGCCGAAAUUGAAGAGUCUCAACCAAUCGUCGAAGAAGAAGAGGAGGAUGAGAAGCCGACUACGGAAAGCAAUGUGGAGGAUGUCACAAAGCCAAAGACAAAGAAAAAGAAGGUGGUGAAAAAGAAGACUAAUGAGCACGAUGAAUUAAUACAAAAACUGCUCGAGCAAGAAAUCGAGAAAACAGAGUUGGAGAAAUAUGAGAAGAUCGAUUUCGAUGUUCCCAAGAAACUGAAGCCAGAGUUUGCUAGUCUCGAGCCAAUGAAAAUUGAAAGAAAGGAGCAGAAGCCAACAAAGGUCACAAUUGUUGAGGCCACUGAUGUACCCAAGACGGUGAAGCUAAAGCCUGGAAAACGCAAGGAAAAACCAGCAGAAGAACAAACUGUGCAGCUUCCCAAAUUCAGACUUAAAACUCGCAUGGUUUUGGUUGAGUAUCCGCCAGCACCACUCAUACCUAAGCUUAGCCAUAUUGGCGCAGUUAAGCAGAAUGGUGAUCUUUCACGCAAUAUUGAAGAAGCAGAGGAACUACUUAAGUUCAAGCCACACAAGACCAAGAAAAUUAAGAAGAUAAAGGAUGACUUGGAGAAGGUUGAGCUUGAAAAGUAUGAAAAGUAUGUUAGUAGCGAGGAGGAACCUGAAGAAAAGCAGCCCUACCAAAAACCUGAAAAGGUGCCGAAACCAGAAGAAAGUCCCGAAGACGUUAAGCUUAAGAUUGGCAAGGGUAAGAAGAAACCGAAAGAAGAAGAAUCUCCAGAAAAUGUUACACUGAAAAAGAUACCACAAAAGCCAAAGGAAGCUGAAGAAGAAAUUGAAGCGAAGCCUAAAGAAAAGGCUGAGGUUACAGUCGUGGAGCAACCAAAGGCGCCAAGGGAACAGGAUAUUCAGGUUGAACCAUUUGAGCCCGUUGAUUAUGAGCACCCUGAAUACGUUCCUGAAGAACUUGAGCAAGUCGAUCAGCCGGAGAAACCGGAAAAGCAGAAGAAGCCCAGUAAAUCCAAAUAUAAGCCCAAGGAAAAAACAAAGCCUGAGCCGGAAACGAUUAUUACAGAAAUCGUUCCUGGAAAGCCCAAAGAAGAAGAAGAAGUUCCCGAAGCUGAAAUUAAGUUCCGCAAGCCUGAAAGUGAAGCGCCCGAAGAAACUGAUUCUCAAGUGAAGUUGAAACCAUUCAAGAAGACUGUUGAAGAGCCAGUGGUUGAAGAUACUACCUCAGAGGCAACGGUUACGGAACCCACGACAGAAGAACAGGUAGUCAUACCUCAAGAUGAAGUCAAGAAGACGAAGAAAUCAAAGCCGAAGCCCAAACAACAACAUGAGGAGGAAGUCACAGAAGAGCAGCAACCAGAAUUUGAGAUAUCAGUUAAGGAAGAAGAAGCUAUUGCUGAGAAGCCCGAAGAUAUCGAAAAGCCCAAAGAAGUAAAGGUGAAACAAAAGAAACCGAAAGAAGCUCCAAAGGCUGAAGUUGAUAUCAUCGAGGAACUGCCACAGCCAACUGAAGCUCCUGAAGAUAUACCUGUGGAGUACAGAAUUACCACAACUGUUCUAGAACCAGAAGAAGCGCCAAAGGAACAUCAAGUUAAGGUGAUUGAUUUUGAUGAAAAGGAAAUAACCACAGAGGAAAUUGUGGAAGAAAAGGUUGUGACUAGGAAGAAGAAGCCUAAGCCGGAACAGCCAGAAGAGUUCAAAGUCACUCUUCAGGAGCCACAACAAAUACAACCUGAACCCGAAGAAGCAAUUGCCGAGGUUGUGCUCCCCGUUCAAAAGCCUCAGCCAGAAGCUGAAGAAUUCGAAGUCGAAUUAAAGAUAACUGAACCACAACAUGAGGAUCAUGAAGUCGUUGUAAAGAAAAAGUCGAAAAAGAAGCCUAUUGAAAAGUCAGUGGAGGUUGUCGAAGAUGUAGUGAACGUUGUGGAAGCUCAACCGGAGGAGCAAAAAGAAGAAGAUAUCGUGGUUGUGGAAGAAGAAGAAAAAGUUGAAGAAUCACAACCAAAAUCAUUCGAAUUCCAAGUCACUGAAACUGAAGCUCCUCAAAAGAAACCGGCAGAAGUAAUUGAGGAAAAACCAAAAGAAAAGGUUAAAAAACCAGCUCCGAAAGUAGAAGAGAAGUUUGACUCUUAUGAAAUUUCGAUUAAGGAAUCAGAAGCGGAAAAAGUAAUCCAGCAGGAAGAGCAGCCUACCGAGGAUAUUCCUGACGAAGUAACGUUUACUCCACUGCCAAAGCAACCUGAGCAAGUUGAAGCCGAGUUUGUCAUGACAGAACCAAAGCCAACUGAAGAGAGUCAUGUAGAAGCUGAAAUAAAACCAAAGAAAACAAAGAAGCCAAAGAAAACUGAAGAGGCUAUAAGUCAGGAUGUAAAGGUUGUUGAAGAAGUGGCAGCUCCAGAAGAAAUUGUAGUUGAAGAACAGCAAAUUGAAAUUGUUGAAAAAGAAACGGUUCCUGUUGAAGAAACACCAAAGGAAUAUAAAAUUCGAGUAUCUGAUUCACAAAUUGAACAACCUGAAGAGCCAACUGCAGCCGAAUUUACUGUUAAAAAGGCAAAGCCUUCCAUUGCGGCUACCGAAGAACCGGAAGCCGAAUUUGUGCUUAAGGAAAGCAAGCCAGUGGAAGAGGUUACCGAGGUAGCAGAAAUCAAAACAAAGAAGCCUAAAAAGAAGGCCAAGGAGGUUGCAGCAGAGGAAUUAAAGAUCCAAAUCACCGAAGAAACACCACAAGAAGUUCCAGUAGUGGAAGAAAUUGAGGAAGUUGUGGAAGAAAUUAAGGAGACUGUUCCUACUGUUGAAUAUAAGUCGUAUGAAAUCGGUGUGAAGGAAACUGAAGCUGAAAAGCCCGCUGAAGCGAUAGUAGUUGAAGAGCCCUUGGUUGAAGAACCACAAAUCGAAGAAGCUGCACCUACUAUUGAAUACAAGUCAUAUAAAAUAGGUGUGAAAGAAUCAGUUGUUGAAAAGCCCAUAGAGAAAGCACCUUCAGAAGAGCAAUUGGUUGAAGAGCCUAUAGCUGAAGAGCCAGAAACCUUUGAAGAGCUCAAAGUCAGAGUGAUUGAAGAAACACCUCGUGAAAUUGUUGAGGAAGUUCUCGAAGAGAGUGUUAAGGUUCACCGCAAGAAGAAGCCGAAACCAGAAGUAACAGAAGAGCCUGAGGCUCAAGUAAGCAUUCCUGCUCCGACAUCGGCGGAUGAAGUGGAGGCGGUGCAAAGCGUUACUAUUGUACCCGAAGUCCCAACCGAAGAGGAAGCUGCUGAGCUAAAGAUAACUGUUAUUGAUGAGGUUUCUGAGCCACAAGAGCUGGUUCAUGAGAUUGAGGAAAUCGAAACAGUUGAUGAAGUCCCUGAGCCUGUACCUGAAGAAAAGCCGAAAGACUAUCAGUUUAGCAUUAAAGAAUCUGAGGCACCGAAGGAAACAAUCGAGGAAUUGCCAGAAGAACAAAUAACUAUUCCAAAGAAGAAAAAGGUUCAAGAACAAAAAGAAAUUGUCGAAGAAUUACCGGAAGAGCAAUUCACUAUUCAAAAGAAGAAAAAGCCUGUACCUGAGGUUGUAGAAGAGCCUGAAGCCGUCUUUGAAAUCAAGCAAAAACAACCCGUUGAAGAGGUUACAGAAGAGGCGAAAAUUAAGAAGAAGUCGAAGAAACCCGUAAAACAGGAUGAAGCAGCUGCAGAGCUAAGUGUCACUGUAAUUGAGGAAUCUGCACCAGAGCCUGAGGUACUUGAAAUUGUUGAAGAAAUCGAGGAGAAACCAGCAGAAAAGCCUGAGGAAAAACCAGUUGAGCAGCCCAUCGAGUAUCAGUUCACAGUCAAGGAAAGCCAACCUGAAGCUCCAGCAGAAGUAGAGACUGAAGAUAUUCAAGAGGUACAGUUGCCAAAGAAAACGCCAAAGGUUCCUGAAGUGACUGAAGAGCCUGAAGCUGAAGUUACACUCAAACCCAAACCAAAGACAGAAGAAGUACAGGAGGAAGUAAAGGUAUCGAAGAAGAAACCCAAGCCUAAGGCUGUCGAGGAGGCUGCUGAAGAGCUGACAGUGAAGGUAAUAGAAGAAGUUGCUCCCGAACCAGUAGUUGUCGAACAAGAAGUCGUCGAGGAAGUUGAAAUCAAGAAACCAGAAAAGCCAACACCGGAAGAAAUAGUUGAUGAUGCCGUUUUCAAAAUUAAGAAACCCAAAGCUCCUGAAGAAGAUGAGGAGGUGGUUGCUGAAGUUACUUUGAAGCCAAAGGCACCAAAGGAGGUACAGGAAGAAGACUUCUCAGUAGAUGUUAAGUUGCCAACGGAAAAGAAGGUUACAGAGGAAACAUCGGACCAAACUGUGCAACUCAAGAAGAAGAAGAAGCCUCAAAAACCAGCAGAAGAAGCUGCAGAUGAACUGCAACUUACGCAAACUGUUAUUGAGGAGAGACCAGUUGAAAUUGAAGAGGAGGAAGUCGUUGAAGAAGCAGUUGUAAUACGAAGGAAACCAAAGAAGCCAUUCGAACCAACUGUUGAAGACCUCGAAGAAACUGAAUUCAGUCUCUCAUUCAAAAAGCCACAUACUGUUACCGAAGGCGUUGAAGAAGCAGCUACAGUUCUUAAGAAACGACCAGUGAAACCGCAAACCCUCGAUGAAGCUGGAGCGGAACUGUCUAUAAAGCGACUAGAAGAAGAAUACGAAGAGGGCGAUGACGUUGAAGAAUUUGUGGUUAGCCAAAGGCCCAAACCAAAACAAUUGCAAAUCACUGAUGAAGAAGACCAAGAGUACACUAUUAAGAAGCUCAAACGGCGCAAGAAGGUGGAUAUUCCAGAGUUCACUGAUGUUGAGAAUGUUACUUUCCGUGCAAAGUCUACGAAGACUAAAGAGGAUGUGGAUCAAGAGUUUAAUAUUGCUCUUGACUCUUAUGCCGAAGAAGAAGUGUCAAUGUCUGGUAAAGUGAAACUCAAGAAACCAAUUAAGAAGACCUACUCUGAAGCCACUGAUGAGGCCAGAAUCAAAAUUUUGCAAGACUAUGAUGAUGGUGAAGGUCCAAUAAUUGAAGAAAUCCACGACGACGAGGAUACCAUCGACGAGGUCGAGGAGCCUGAAGAGUACAUGGUUGAAGAGCUGCCUCCAGAUGAGGUUGACUUCAAGCUGAAACCUAAGAAGCAGCCCAAGCCACAUUAUUCAGUCCAAGACGAAGAAGAAGAGCAAUUCCUUAUUGGCCUUCGGCAUGCCAAACGUGAUUCAAUUACGUAUGAUGAAGAUUCUCUCACAUUCAAAAAGAAGCGUAAAGUUGUGCAACAACUUUUCAAUGAAGAUGGUGCUUCUCUUAACAUUACCAGAGAAAUGGAUGUGGAUGAAUCUCAAGUGGAGAACAUCAUGUACUCUAUCUGCAAUUACAUUGCCGAUAACGACGAAGCCAUUAAUUUGGUAGAAGGUGAAAAGGUACAGGUCAUUGGACGUCAUAGCUCCGAGUGGUGGUAUGUCAAGAAGAGCAUUACCGAAGAAGAAGGUUGGGUGCCGGCCCAAUAUCUUAUGGAGCCCGCGGAGUAUGCCCAAUAUGUACAGAAUAAGCUGCACGAGAAGAUCGAUAAGCUACCUGUAUUUGAAAGACCAGGACCGCAAGACAAGCCAAUUGCGCCGCGUUUCAUUGAAAAGCUGCAACCAAUUCAUACGCCUGACGGUUAUACAGUGCAAUUCGAAUGCAAGGUCGAAGGUAAUCCACGACCGCAAAUCGCUUGGUUCCGCGAAACAGCCAUUAUAAAGCCCUCACAAGACUUCCAAAUGUUCUACGAUGAGGACAAUGUGGCCACACUCAUCAUUCGUGAAGUCUUCCCCGAAGACGCUGGCAAGUUCACUUGCGUGGCCAAGAAUGCCGCUGGCUUCACUUCGAGUACCACAGAAUUAAUUGUCGAGAGCCCGUUGUCGGAUCACGGCUCAGAUGCCACGGCACUGUCGCGCAGAAGCAUGUCACGUGAGUCUUCCAUGGCCGAUAUUCUAGAGGGCAUACCGCCGACAUUCUCGCGCAAGCCCAAGGCCCAAUAUGUCGAUGAAGGUACCAAUGUAAUCUUGGAGUGCCGUCUUGUUGCGGUGCCCGAGCCUGACAUCGUUUGGACCUUCAAUGGGGAAGACAUUGACGAGGAAGAGACUAAGAAUGUUCGAAUUGUAACCGAAUCGGAUAUGCAUAUGUAUUGCAGUGUGGUGCACAUUACAAAGGUUAAGAAAUCACAGGAGGGCGUAUACGAAGUGAUUGCCACAAAUCGUGAAGGCGAAGCUCGUUUGCCUAUCACACUGAAGGUACGAACAUCGGACAAGGAGGCUCCACAAAUUCUGGAGCCCCUGCGCAAUAUGGUUAUACGCGAGGGCGAAAGUGUGGUGCUGUCGACACAAAUUGUAGGCAAUCCAGCGCCAAAGGUAACGUGGUACAAGGAUGGCAAGCCCAUCAAGAAUGCCAAAUCAGACAAAGACCUCCACACCCUAACACUGAUAACGCCCAAAAAGUCGGAGAAGGGCGAGUACACAGUCAAGGCUGUCAAUCCAUUGGGCAGUGUAGAAACCACUGCUUAUCUUACAAUUGAAGAACCGACGAGUGGCAAUGCAGAGCCUCCAUUAUUUGUGGAGCGCUUUGAGGAGCAAUCGGUGCCACAAAAGGGCGAGAUUCACUUGCCUGCUAAGGUCUCGGGCAAUCCUGUGCCCGAGGUACAAUGGCUUUUCAACAACAAUCCCCUGUUUACCAGUGAGCGAAUUCAACAGAUCUACGAUGGUGAAAAUAUUGAGCUCAUUAUCAAGGAUGCCAAUCCGGAAACUGAUUCGGGCGACUACAAGUGCAUCGCCAGCAAUCCCAUUGGCAAAACAUCGCACGGUGCGCGUGUGAUUGUUGAGGUCGAUGAGGUGACCUUUACCAAGAAAUUAAAGAAGACCAUUACCAUUGAGGAGGUGCAGUCUCUGACACUUGAGUGCGAAACCUCGCAUGUGGUGUCUACCAAAUGGUUCUUCAAUGGCAAAGAGCUGAGCGGCAUGGAUCAUCGUGUUGUCGUCGAGGAUGGCAAGACGCACAAAUUGGUCAUCCGGAAUACAAACUUACGCGAUUCCGGUACUUAUGUGUGCAAGGUCAAGAAGCAAGAGACACAAUCAACUGUGGAAGUGCUGCAGCGUAAGCCGGACUUCCUUAAGGUGCUAGAGGACUAUGAGGUCACCGAAAAGGACACGGCCAUUCUGGAUGUGGAGCUGACAACCGAAGCCGUGGAGGUCACCUGGUACAAGGAUGGCGAGAAAAUUACGCCAGAAAACAAAAACUGCGAAUUCAUCAAGGAUGGCAAAUCAAGACGCUUGGUAAUACGCGAUUCCACAAUUCACGAUGAGGGCGAGUACACGUGCAAGCUGGAGGGCCAGGAGUGCAGCGCAGAGCUGACUGUCAUUGAACUGCCACCAGAGAUUGUGAAGCACUUGGAGGACGUGAACGUCACCAAGGGCGAGAAUGCCGUGUUCGAUAUUGAGUUGAGCAAGGGCGACGCUCUGGUAAAAUGGUUCAAGAACGGCAAGGAAAUCAAGUUCAAUGAACGCAUUCAACUGGCGAUUGAUGGUAAAAAGCAGUCGUUACGCAUUCUUAAGGCUAAGCCUGAAGAUGCGGGCGAAUAUACCAUUCAAGUUGGCGACCAGGUCUCCAAGGCAAAACUGACAGUUGAGGAGCCGUUGGUAGACUUUGUACUGCGUUUGCCCGACGUCACGCUGGCCACCAAGACCACAGAUGCUGAAUUCACUGUUGAGCUCUCCCAGCCCGAUGUCGAAGUUACCUGGCAUAAGAAGGGAAAACCCAUCAAGCCCAACAAGAAGCAUGAAGUGUUCGUUGAGGGCACCGUCAGACGCCUGGUCAUCCAUGAUGCCGACGAUGAUGAUGCGGGCGAGAUCAGCUGUGUUGCCGAAAACGUCACAAGCAGCAGCAAGCUAUGCGUUGAGGAGCUUAAACUGCCGCCCGUGAUUACCUCUGACAAGGAUCAAACCAUCAAAGUGAAGGAGAACGAAGAUGCUACAUUCACUGUCAAGUACACCGGAGCGCCCACACCCGAGGCCGAGUGGACCUCGCGCAAGGUUGUCAUUCCCAAGUCAAAGCGUACCAUACCCACAAUUGAUGAGCAAUCCGCAACGCUGACCAUCAAGAAGGUUGUCGACGAUGACGAGGGCGAGUACACUGUUAAACUUGUGAACCCUGUGGGCGAGGCGGAAGCCAGCCUGCACUUGCUCAUUAUGCGUAAACCCACGGCGCCAGGCACGCCACAGCCUCUGGAGGUGAUGCACGAUUCAAUAACGCUUUAUUGGAAGGCGCCGGAAGAUGAUGGCAAAUCUGAAAUCAUAGAAUACAUUCUGGAGUAUCAUGAUGUGAAAGAAGAAAAAUGGACUGAGAUACGCAAGAUUAAGGACACAACUUAUACCAUCAGCAAGCUGAAAAUCGAUACGGAAUACGUGUUCCGCUCGAUUGCCGUCAACGAAGUUGGUCCAUCCCCGCCCUCUCCCAUCUCGUCGCCCAUACGCCUGGUGCCCAAGAUUGAGACCGAAGCACCCAGCGUACGGGAGCCUCUGCAGGAUAUUGUCAGCGAUCUGAACAAGGAGGUGACCAUGUCCUGUGUGUUUGGCGGCAUUCCAGAGCCAACUGUCACAUGGAAGAAGAAUGGUCAAGUGUUCGAGUCAAGUAGCUUGCGCUACGAGAAUCGCGUUGCCAAAUACACCAUUGAAAAGACAACUAUUGAGACUGAGGCCACCUACACGUGCGUGGCCACGAACGAGAAGGGCUCCGUGGAGACGUCGUGCAGACUGAAGCUGCAGCAGAAGCCAACCGUUGAAAUCGAGGACAAAUACUUGUCCCAGAAACUGCGCACUGGCAGCACUCUCACCAUUCCGGCAACAGUUCGCGGCUAUCCACAGCCGACUGUGACCUGGCACAAGGAGACGGUCGAACAGAAGUCAACCAAGGAAGUCACGAUCGAAACCACAGAGACCAGCUCCACGUAUACCAUUAAGAAGGUGACUCGCGAGCACUCUGGCCGCUACAAGGUGACGGCCAGCAAUGAAUCGGGCUCCAGCUAUGCGGAAUGCACGGUUCAAGUGAUCGACAAGCCAAGCAGGCCACAGUCGCUGGAGGUUAAGGACGUCAAAAAGGACUCGAUCAUCCUGGAAUGGACGCCACCAGUCGACGACGGCGGCAUGGAGAUUAAGCAGUAUACGCUGGAGAAAUGCGACCUACAGAACAAAGUUUGGAUGAAGGUUUCUGACUUCGACAAGGACAUCAACUCGUAUGCCAUUCAAAAACUUUCCAUGAAUGCACAGUACAUGUUCCGAGUGGUGGCUGUUAAUCCCAUUGGCGAAUCUGAGCCAACUGAGAGUGAGCCUGUGACCAUAACCAAGAAGUUUGAGAAACCAACUCCACCACGUGAUCCCACGUCGGUGUCUGGCAUGAACGAUACUUCGUUCACAUUGUCCUGGGAGCCGUCGGAGAGCGACGGUGGCUCCAAGAUAAUUGAGUACAUUGUGGAAAUAAGGGAAGAGACUGAAACCGUUUAUCGCUCCUUGGGCACUACGACGGGCACUGUAACAAACAUUCACGUCGAAAACGUCGUGAGAAACAAGGGCUAUCUGUUCCGAAUCUACGCCCGGAACGAGGUUGGCACCAGCGACGCGUUCGAGACAACUGAGAAGAUUGUCGUUGGACGCAAGAUAACGCCGCCUUCGCCUCCGCAAAAUCUGAGAGCGCCGGAUGUGACAAGCCGCAGCGUGACUCUCGAUUGGGAGGUGCCAGCCCGCAAUGGAGGUUCCGAAAUCACAGGCUAUUGCGUGGAGAAGCGCUCUUCAACAUCGACCAGCUGGACAAAGGUCAUCACCCUGGAUGCCCAUCAGCUGCAUUACACCAUAGACAAUCUGAAGGACAAGUGCGAGUAUUGGUUCCGUGUGUCAGCGGAGAACGAGGUUGGAUUAGGUGCGCCAGCCGUCACGGAGAGCAUAUCGCUGAAGACACACGCAACUGUACCAUCGCCACCGACGGCGCCACUGGAGGCCCGAGUGCUAGCGGCCAAUGCACACGUAUUCGAAUGGGGUAUACCCGAGUCAGAUGGUGGUGCGCCACUGCUCGGCUACCACAUCGCCAUACGUGACAUGAAGAAGUCCAUGUGGAUUGAGGUCGGUCGGGUGCCAGCCGGGGUGCAGAAAUUCCAGAUAAGAGACCUGCAGGAGAAUCACGAGUACAUGAUACGCAUUCUCGCCAAGAACGAGAUUGGCCUGAGUGAGCCGCUCGAAUCGGAGGAGCCGUACAAAGUGAUGACAGCCGGUCAUGCCAGCCUGCCCGACGAGCCGCGCACAGAGAUGAGCACAUGCAACACAUCCUCCUGGCUGCGGGACCACAACAUGGAUGCGGACAUACACUCGUAUGCCCGGGGCAGGCUGCUUCAGCGCGACGAGUACUUCUUCCGGCUCUGGGCGCAAAUGCCCAAGAAGAAGAAGGGCUCCAAAUAGACAGAGACAUGAACGUAAACCAACAGAAAUAGCCAUGACAAAACGAAUGAAACUUUAGGUUAGGUUAAGCUUAUUUCAAUUGUACUUUAAUGAAUUCUUGACUUUUUAUUUAGCUUUUUUUUGUACUUGUAAUACACCCAUUGUAAAGGGCAUGUAAUGUUCGGCAUAUGCGUCCGGCAACAGCGAUGUUCACGAAACUGAGACAGACUGGGGCGAGCGAAGACAAACUUGAUGUUUGAGUGCGUGAACGUGGCUGUUGGCCUGUGAGCUCAUUGGCCCAUUACAUAAACUAUGAAAGGAAUUUGUUUAUAAUUUGCAUAAAUUCGUAUGACUUCCUGCGCUUUAUUUUUGUAAGCUGUGAUAAAUUUAUCAAAUUCGAAAGCGUCAAACGAUAAAAUGCCAUGACAUUUGCGCCAGGACACGACGCGCAUCGGGCACGGGACAGCCAACGGACAGCAACCAACAACCGACAUCCAAUAGCAACAACAACACUAACACCAACAACAGGAACAGCCACAAGAACACAACGCAAGUGAUUCAAUAUCCUCUAGGGAGACAAACAACAAAUGGUGCAAUUCGAUAUGAGUUACGAGUACGCUGUGUCCGUGUGUGUGUGUGUAACUGUCUGUCUGUGUGUGUUUGUGUGUGUUUGCUGUGUUGUGUUGUGCGUCGCGCUGACUGUCCCUUGCCCUUGCCGUGUGCUUGCUGUGUGAGCAAAUUUAUGACAUCCAGAGGGUUACAUAACUAUACUUCUAUACAUAUAUUUUGUGGAAGAGCCCAACAUGACUUUAAACUGAGAAAAAAAAGAAAACAAAUGAAAAAUAAAAUGAAUAUGAAU